Molecule: messenger RNA, 1140 nt
Organism: Candida albicans SC5314
Lineage: Eukaryota; Fungi; Ascomycota; Pichiomycetes; Serinales; Debaryomycetaceae
Gene: AGE3
Product: Age3p
Exons: 1
Coding region: 1-1140 (379 amino acids)
Biological process (GO): regulation of endocytosis; regulation of ARF protein signal transduction
Cellular component (GO): Golgi membrane
Molecular function (GO): GTPase activator activity
Source: RefSeq, a predicted model, not a curated record
AUGUCCAUUGAUCCAGAAACUCGUAGAAAAUUAUUAAAUUUACAAAAAACUGGUGAAAACAAAAAAUGUUUUGAUUGUUCAGCUCCAAAUCCUCAAUGGGCUUCACCAAAAUUUGGGAUUUUCAUUUGUUUAGAAUGUGCUGGAGUACAUAGAGGUUUAGGAGUUCAUAUUUCAUUUGUUAGAUCAAUUACUAUGGAUCAAUUUAAACCAGAAGAAACUCUUAGAAUGGAAAUUGGUGGUAAUGAAAGAUUGAAAAAAUAUUUCAUUGAUAAUGGUGUUGAUUUAAAUUUAUCACCAAAACAAAAAUAUGAUAAUUAUGUGGCUGAAGAUUAUAAAGAAAUGUUGACAUGUGAAGUUGAAGGUAAAGAAUUUGUUGCCAAAGAUCAUAGUGGUGAAAAAUUACCCGAUAUUAAUAAUACUGCUAGUACAACAACAGAUCCAGUAUCUAGAGGACGUCCUACUCCUGUUCCAUUAACAAAUGAACAAAAACAGAAAAAUGAAGCUUAUUUUGCUGAUUUGGGUGCUAAGAAUGAUCAAAGACCUGAUCAUUUACCACCAUCACAAGGUGGGAAAUAUGGUGGAUUUGGUAAUACUCCAGCACCAAGUAAUACUACAUCUAACAACAACAACAACAACAAUUCCAAUAACAAUAAUAAUAACAAUAAUAAUAAUAGUUCUUUAUCAUCAUUUACUCUUGAUAAUUUCCAAAAUGAUCCACUUGGAACAUUUACUAAAGGAUGGGGGUUAUUUUCAUCAACAGUAGUUAAAUCAGUUCAAGAAGUUAAUAAUUCGGUUAUAAAACCAAGUAUAGAUCAAAUUCAAAGUAGUAAAAUCACUGGACAAGCUAAAACUGCCAUGGCUCAAUUUGGUCAAAAAAUGCAACAAACUGGGAAAUAUGGUCAAGAAACUUUUCAAACUUUUACUAAAGAUAUAAAUGAAAAUGGAUUAAAUAAAACUUUAGAUAGUACAUUUGGAGGGAUUUUCGGUCAUAACAACAAUAAUAAUGGUAGUAAUCAAGGAAAUCAAGUUCCAAAUGCUUUUGGAUUUAAAAAACCUGAUAAUGGUGUUAAAUAUGAAAGUUUAUCUGGUGGAUCAAAGAAAAACGAUGAUGAUGAUGAUGAUAAAUGGGAUGACUUUUAA